Molecule: messenger RNA, 1222 nt
Organism: Drosophila obscura
Lineage: Eukaryota; Metazoa; Arthropoda; Insecta; Diptera; Drosophilidae
Product: protein takeout
Exons: 4
Coding region: 109-867 (252 amino acids)
Source: RefSeq, a predicted model, not a curated record
AUUGAAGCGGGGAGUGAAGUGGCGUACAAUUGGAGGCUCGCCACUAUAAAUAGUAAACGAAAUGCCGGUAAAUAGUCAGUAGUUUUCGCAUUCUAAAGCCGUGUCAACAUGCCGCGUAUUAUUGUUGCCCUCGUCCUGUGCCUGGCAGUGGCAGUGCAGGCGGAUUUCCCCGAUGAUCCGAAGCCGUGCAAAUACGGAGAUACCGAAUGUAUGGUCAAGUUUUGCAACAAGCUAAUCACGGAUAAGGCAACCGAGGGGGAUGCCAGCCUGAACCUGGUGCAGCUGGAUCCUAUGACGGUGGAUAAGAUGGUGCUCAGGCAGGGCGCCAAUGGGAGUCCAGUGAGCAUAGAUCUCACCUUUACGGACAAUAAACUGUAUGGAAACAAGGAUGUGCGCUUCAAAAAGAUGAGAGGAUUCGGCAAGGAAAUUGCCACUAAGCACGAAAUGGUCAUGAGCUCCAAGGUGUUCUCCCUGGUGGGUAAUUACUCCAUCAAGGGCCAGAUCCUGGUACUGCCCAUAAGCGGCUCCGGGUACAGCAACAUGACAAUGAUUGGAGCGGAUGUGAAAAUCAGUUUUACAGGCAAGCCGGUGGAGAGGAAUGGAGAGAUUUACAUGGAGGCCAGCGACUUGAAGUAUUACUUGAAGCCAAAGAGCCAGCACUAUUACUUUAGCAAUCUCUUCAACGGUGACAAGACGCUGGGCGACACAAUGAACACCUUCCUCAACGAGAACGGUGCGGCCAUAUUCAGUGAGACGAAGGAGACAAUUGAGAAUGCCUUUGCCGCGUUAUACGAGCCGCUAAUGACGAGGGUCUUCUCCAAGUAUCCCUAUGCCAAGUACUUUGCCGCGGAGGAGGAGGGUAGCUAACUACAUACUCUCAUUUCGAGUGAGAAAACUUUGCCCAAGUUCGUUUUAAGCUGUCGGAAAUAACACGCAUACGCUGCAAUCAUCAUUAGAUUUAAUGAGUGCUGUAAAACAGAGCCAUUAAGGUGUUAGAAAUAAGUGGAGAAAUAACUAAAUUUGAUCAAAGGUAGAUCAUCCAUCGCAGCUGAGUAUUCCGACUGCUGCCUGAAAGUAUGUGGCAUAGACAGCUUAUUGACCCACAAGGAAAUAUUGUACUGUAUGGGGACUAAUGGGGACCCAACUAAUGACCCUUAACAAGUGAUCAGCCACUCAACUCAUUAAACGCAAUUAAAUUAAAGUAUGUCAAAGGCGCACUCGA